Molecule: messenger RNA, 886 nt
Organism: Hibiscus syriacus
Lineage: Eukaryota; Viridiplantae; Streptophyta; Magnoliopsida; Malvales; Malvaceae
Product: peptide methionine sulfoxide reductase B5-like
Exons: 3
Coding region: 38-715 (225 amino acids)
Biological process (GO): response to oxidative stress; protein repair
Molecular function (GO): peptide-methionine (R)-S-oxide reductase activity
Source: RefSeq, a predicted model, not a curated record
CCUGUUUAUUCGCGAAGAAACUCGAAAUCAUUCUCUUAUGGGCCUUAAUAUCCUCAAAAUGACACCAUUUCCUUCUUCUUCUUCUUUCUCCAAAGCUCUACUCCUUACCAAUGUGAAACCGGCCACUUUCGCUAGAUGUAUCAGUUCUUGUUCGAUAAAUUCUUCUGAUCCUGUUCUUCCGUGUAAUUCUCGCUUGAGAUUUCCAUUUUCUUCGCCGAAGGCCAUUAGCUGCUCCGUUUCUUCAUCUGGGUCCGGUGGGUUCCUUCACCAGAGCAAGCGCAGGUACCGUGGGAGCGUGGUCGUCGCCAUGGCUGCUUCUGGGUCGCUGCAGAAAUCUGAGGAGGAGUGGCGUGCUAUUCUCUCCCCUGAGCAGUUUCGAAUUUUGAGACAAAAGGGCACCGAGUAUCCAGGCACUGGAGAAUAUGACAAGUUCAUUGAGGAGGGUGUUUAUAACUGUGCCGGAUGUGGCAGUCCUCUCUAUAAAUCUACUACAAAAUUCAAUUCUGGGUGUGGUUGGCCUGCUUUCUAUGACGGUCUCCCUGGAGCCAUUAAUUGCAAUCCGGACCCUGAUGGAAUGAGGACAGAGAUCACUUGUGCAGCUUGUGGCGGACAUUUAGGCCAUGUAUUUAAAGGUGAAAGGUUUCCGACGCCCACGGACGAGCGCCAUUGUGUCAAUAGCAUAUCACUCAAGUUUGUUCCUGCAAAUUCUGGGUAGUUAAUCAUGUUGAUGCUAUUCAUUCUGUAUAAGAACAUGGCCGUGGUGGGGAUGUUUUAGAUGUUAACUUGUUCUAAUAAGAACUGAUGUGAAUUCUGGAUUGAAUUAUACUUUUGUAUUUGUAUUACUUCAUGGUUUCUUGCAUUGCCAUGCAAAAUGUUUUCCGAGUUU